AUGUUCUACCCACUGGAACUUCCUAGGCCCCGUCGGCCACUUUACAGGGAUUAUGGAGGAAAAUCGGGACUCAUUCAGACGCAGCAGGUUACCAAGGAUAGAAAUCGGUUGGGAAAACUUUGGACAUUUUUUCUGCCCUAUCUCAAGGAUUACGCCGCAGAAUCCUCGGUGCAUGGCAUACGAUAUCUGGCUGAUCCCAAGAUGAGGAAGUUUGAGAGGCUAAUCUGGCUGCUGAUUCUGAUAACCACUAGCAUUGGUGCCAUUAUGGUUUACGUGGACCUGAGCGAACUCUAUCAAUCGGUGCGUAUUCAGACCACCAUUAAGAACACCAUGCUCCCGAUAUUCCGGGUGCCAUUUCCCUCGAUUGGCCUGUGUGUGAGAAACCGCCUGAAUUGGAAACUCCUGGAAAACGGGGCAGCUGAGCAUUUUCUGGGCGCCAAUGCAUCUGCAGCCCAAAAGGAUCUCUUCGUAAAGUUCUUCACAGCUGCCGGAGAUCCCCAUUUGGCCCGCAUGAACGAAAUGUCCAGUUUCUUUACGAAUCGAACUCUGACUGCUGAUUUGCAUAUGUUAGAUGACUUAAAUCUUCGUGAGGUCUACGAAUAUAUCCAGUUUAAGUGCGAAGAUCUCUUUCAUGUCUGCCGAUGGCGGGGUAAUCCAGUCAACUGCUGCGAGGUCUUUGAGAACCAAUUUACGGAGUCCGGUUUGUGUUUUGUUUUCAACACGGAAAUUAGUCCGGCAUCGCGAAAUAGAGCGAAGGAGGACAAAUACUAUCCCCUACGCACACCUCAGUACGGCGAAGGUUCCGGCCUGGAUAUUUUCAUCAGGCUUCACAGAUCCUUUAUACGUCCUGGAAAGCGGGGCAUAAAUGUGAUGAUCAAACAGCCGCAGCAGUGGAGCGAUGUAGUGCGUCAUGUGCCACAUGAAGCUCAUACCAGGAUCAGCAUGACACCCAGGUUUACGAUCACAGAUGAACGAACGAGAUCCGUUACGCCGGAUAUACGAAGAUGCAUCUUCCCGGAUGAGGUCGACAGUCCGCUGUACAAAAACCUGCCGGAUUUCCAGUACUGGGUGGGAAACUGCCGCACCAAGUGCCACCAGGAACAUGUCCUCGAGCUCUGCAAAUGCUCACCAUCCAUAUUUUUUCCCGUUAACGAAAAAGAUAACUUUACCGUCUGCAAAGCUUCGGACUUUAAGUGUCUUUAUGACAACAGACUUACCUUCAGCAUUGAACGCCAUCCCGAAGAGAAAGAAUAUGUAAAAAAUGCUCUUAAUGAAAGCAUGAUCUGUGACUGUUUUACCAGCUGCACUCAGCUUAUUUUUGAGCGUGUUUACACCACAACUACACUGGAUAAUAAUGAAACCGAUACUGAGGCGGGCACAAUGCGCAUAGAUAUUUUUUAUCAGUCUGGCUGGUUUAUUCAAUAUCAAACCGUGAUGAGAUUUACCUUUGUGGAACUUCUAGCUAGUUUUGGUGGCAUAAUUGGACUUUUCCUGGGCGCCUCUUUACUCAGCGCAUUUGAGUUAGCCUACUACUCUUCCAUUGGCCUCUAUUUGUACAUUCAUGACAAGAGAAGAAGGAAUCAGCAUAAGUCUCGCCUUAUAACUAUACCAUUUGGCCAGAGAAAAAUAACGCCCAUUAAGUACAUUCAUUAA
Molecule: messenger RNA, 1653 nt
Organism: Drosophila takahashii
Lineage: Eukaryota; Metazoa; Arthropoda; Insecta; Diptera; Drosophilidae
Gene: ppk21
Product: pickpocket 21
Biological process (GO): sodium ion transmembrane transport
Cellular component (GO): plasma membrane
Molecular function (GO): ligand-gated sodium channel activity
Source: RefSeq, a predicted model, not a curated record